AUGGGCCUCUCCGCGGCAGACGAUGGCUCCACUGCGCAGGCCAGUCAACCCCGGUUUGGGGCCAGGUACACUUCAUUUCACGCACGUGUGGUCCCCUACGUGCUCAUCGACCCCGUUGAAGAAGCCAUUCGUGCACUAGCUGCCGAAGGAGACCCUCCGAGCCUCGCAGGCUGUGCCCUGGUCUGUGUAUCGUGGUCUACUCGCAGUCACCGCCAGUUCUGGAACAAGCUCACCGUUUCCAGCGACGAGCAAGUGCGCGGGAUUUGCAACCAUCCGAGCGCCGCGGAUGGCAGCUCUCCAGUGUCGUCACUGGCGUCGCUUGGUCACCCGACGGCAUGCAAGUGCUCGUUUAAGAUGCCGUUGCGCACGUCCACGUCUUCGACCGUACGGUCCGCCUUCGCGCGCCUGCCCUCCUUCCCUCUCCCGUCCGCAGACGAGAUCGACGAGAUCGCAGUGCUCAGGGACGACGGCACCACGACCCGCUCGGCACAGGUCUCGUCUUCCUUCGACGGCCAGUAA
Epithele typhae is the source of this 519-nucleotide messenger RNA. RefSeq lists its product as uncharacterized. The record is from RefSeq and is a predicted model, not a curated record. The transcript has 3 exons. Lineage: Eukaryota; Fungi; Basidiomycota; Agaricomycetes; Polyporales; Epitheliaceae. The coding region runs from base 1 to 519 and encodes 172 amino acids.